Messenger RNA from Mesorhabditis spiculigera, 490 nucleotides. NCBI's taxonomy places the organism in Eukaryota, Metazoa, Nematoda, Chromadorea, Rhabditida, Rhabditidae. The record is from the annotation of a GenBank genome assembly.
CAAGCUGCAAAGAGCCCUCAAAUCUACGACAAUCCCAAAAUCCCGGGACACCGCCGGGCCGCUGAGUUCGGAUGUGGAGAGCGUCGCUCCGAAGCACUCCACCAUCAAAGAAGCUAAGGUGCCAAAGGCUACAAAGGAGCGGCAUAACAAGCCAAGUCGCGUCGACUCUGUCAUUUCGCGGGAUGCCGCUACGAGUACCAAAGCGAAGCCAGUGAAGUCGGCAAUUUUGAUGAAGCCGAUGAAGCCUCUGAAGCCAGCUAAAGGUGGACAGCGUAACGCCUCGACGAGCACAAGCUGUUCGAAGAUUGAAAAAUACGAGAUUGAGGACAUCUACGUCGACAUGUCGAUCGGUGGCCCGCGGAAGCAGAAAAAGACGCGUCCGCAUCCCAGCCCGCCACCUCCGCCCGGUCCUAUGAAGUGUCACGCCGCCACGAGCACCGAGCACGCGAUCCUCUGGGGCUCCGAGCUGGGCACCAAUUCGUGUCGCGAC